AUGACAUGUGCCCUCUGCAACGGGUUCCAGGGGAGAUGGAGCAUUGCGAGCAUGUUGGCAGACCCCAGCCCGCGGCAUAUGAACAGACACCAUAUCGUCCCCAGGUUCACCUGGAACGAAUUGAAAGUGUCCGCCAGCUCGUGCUACUGCUGCCAAGUUCUUGUGUCUGGAUGUCUCGGGUGUUUCCAGCAGCACAGCAUCCAAGUCUCAGAUAUCCUCCGGGGCACCUUAAGUUUCCACUAUCCGAGCACCAAUUACGAUACAGAGAAACAGGACGCGAGCAAGAAUUUGAUAUUUCUCCUGAACAACGGUCGCCGUUUUGAAAUCCAAUUCUUUUGCACAGAUGACGAUGAUUGCCCCAUCCCAGAUUCUUGGGAUUACAUCCCUGUCUCGAAACGAACUUCCCCGAGGACAGAUUCUGAUCAAGCGAUGGUUGCCAUCAAGAGCUGGAUCUCUGCAUGUAUCGUCACCCACUUCACGCCUGAAAGCUUCUGCGACACACCAGAUAACCCGCAAUUGCCCACAAGGGUAGUUGACGUCGGCCUUGACGACGGGGUUGUGAAGCUCCUUGAAUCAAAGGGCGCAAGGUCCAAGUACAUCUGCCUCAGCCAUUGCUGGGGGCUUGCCCAAAUUAUCACCACCACUAAAUCAAAUCUCGUCCAACACAAAAAGUCCAUACCCUGGAACCUGCUCUCCAAAACAUUCCGCGACGCUAUCUCCCUCACAAGAAGUCUCGGUUUCAGGUAUAUUUGGAUAGACUCCCUCUGCAUCAUCCAAGAUGACGCACGAGAUUGGGACGUGGAGUCCGCCCAGAUGGCCUCCAUCUACACAAACGGCCACCUAACCAUUGCUGCCACCAGAUCUCCCAAUGGUGCUGGCGGUCUCUACAGCCAAACACCCGAUUUUGAAGUCGCCGGCACCACACCAGACGGAAAAGCAGAGCCUUACCGUCUCUUCUUCCGUGAACGCAUCGACCAUCACAUUGACAUGGACGUCGUCAUCCCGGACGCCGAUGACGCCGCCACGGGAAACCCAACAGCAAUCCACUACCCCCUCCUGACACGCGCAUGGGUCUACCAAGAACGAAUGCUCUCCACACGCAUUCUCCACUUCGGCAGAUACGAGCUCUUCUUCGAGUGCCGCUCCUGUGUCCACUGCGAGUGUGACGGGAUCGAAUUCAACGGAUCUUCUCCUGAAACGCCCAUCCCUCUGUUUAAAAUCGAGCACGCGGAGGCACUACAGGAUUAUGUGAGUGACUGGGCGGAGCAGUUCCGUGACCAGGUCGUUUAUCAGGGCGCUAGCCUGUGGCGUACCAUGGUAAGCUGCUAUACGGCGCUGCUCCUGACCAAAUCGAAAGAUCGCCUGCCGGCCAUCAGUGGUAUUGCUAAGGAUCUCGCGGCACGGCGUAAGUCAAGGUACCUGGCGGGCUUGUGGGAGGAGACGCUGAAUGACGACCUGCUUUGGAUUGUGCCGUCGCGAUCGCGGUAUAAAAAGGCCAGACCCUAUCCGCGCAACGCACCGACUUGGUCAUGGGCCAGCGUCGAGACCUACAUUCAUUAUUGGGAUGGGGUGUUGUUUACCAGUCUUGAAGAGGAGAAGGGGGAGCUGAGGGAACGGUUGCCGUAUACGCAUUUCAGUAAGAUAAAGAAGUGCGAGAUAACCUGGUCGGCUGUAGAUGAGUUUGGGUCUAUUUCUGGUGGGUUUUUGACGAUUUCAGGACUUGUGGUGGAGGGCGUGCUUGAACGGGAGGUCGAAUUGUUGCAGGGAGAAGGGGAGAGUAUUGUGCACUAUGUAUCUCUUCCAAGUCGCCACUUGCGGUUAGAGAUGAAAGCGGAUUAUCUACUUGAUCAUGAUGGGCCGGGUCAGACACGACCUGGGGCCAAGGUGUUGUGUAUGCGCAUGAGUGUUUUGCAGGAGGGAUCGACAGAUCAUUUGAUAUCGCUCGUCUUAAAGGAGUCGUCAGAGACUCGCGGUUGUUUUGAACGGAUUGGAACUGUAGUUCUCGCAAAAAAGCCAUCUCCAAUAGAUCCCGUUGGAGAAAUAUUCCAGAAAGCUGGAGAACAGACUGUAACCAUUGUCUAA
Molecule: messenger RNA, 2082 nt
Organism: Paracoccidioides brasiliensis Pb18
Exons: 1
Coding region: 1-2082 (693 amino acids)
Source: RefSeq, a predicted model, not a curated record